Molecule: messenger RNA, 1988 nt
Organism: Eublepharis macularius
Lineage: Eukaryota; Metazoa; Chordata; Lepidosauria; Squamata; Eublepharidae
Product: phosphatidylinositol 3,4,5-trisphosphate 3-phosphatase TPTE2-like
Exons: 19
Coding region: 256-1800 (514 amino acids)
Biological process (GO): monoatomic ion transport; protein dephosphorylation; transmembrane transport
Cellular component (GO): membrane; cytosol
Molecular function (GO): protein tyrosine phosphatase activity; phosphatidylinositol-3,4,5-trisphosphate 3-phosphatase activity; monoatomic ion channel activity
Source: RefSeq, a predicted model, not a curated record
UCUGUCCAGAGAAAUACGCGCGGCUGGCUUCGCUCACUCUCUUGGAAAAGUUGGCGUCCUUCCUUCCUUCCCUCUCCCUCGUUUCCUUUCUCGCUGCGUCUUCGCCUCCCGGUUCCCUCGCCGCUACCCACCGCCCUACCUCAGCGGGUCAGGCAUUGCAAACCCGCCCCCCCUUCCCCCGGCUUGCGGGAGUUAAACUUGUUUUUUUGCAAAGGGAGCCUGCCUCUGUUUCACUCCAUAAGUAGGAAGCGUAAAAUGUCCGUUGCAAGUUAUGAACAAGGUUUGGAGCUGCAAGCAACUCAGAGAAAUCAGCGGACCAAGGAGCCAUUUGUUGAGAUUGAUAAUGGUAAAGUAGAAGAUCAAGGGGAGCCAAGCACAUGUGCUUAUAUUCUUAAGAAGAUUUCUCCAUUUGUGAUGUCUUUUGGAUUCAGAUUCUUUGGUGUUGUGCUUAUUUUUGUGGACAUUCUACUUGUGAUUGUAUCUCUAGUGAUCGAUGACCAAAACAGUCAUGUUGGAGAGGUUAUUGGAAGCAUCUCUUUGGCUAUAGCGCUCUUCUUCUUCAUAGAUGUUCUCUUGCGAGUGUGUCUUGAAGGCUUCCGGAAUUACUUCUCAUCCAAGCUAAAUAUUCUAGAUUCUGUCAUUGUUGUAGGCACGCUGUUGAUAAAUAUAGCAUAUUCUGUCUCUGACUUAGGCGGACUAGGCCAAAUUCCAAGAAUGGUGGUUUUCUUCCGAUCCCUGAGGAUUGUAAUUCUGAUUAGAAUAUUUCGUUUAGCUUCUGAGAAAAGACAACUUGAAAAAGUCGCCCGGAGGAUGGUCUCAGAAAAUAAAAGACGUUAUCUAAAAGAUGGCUUUGAUUUGGAUCUCACUUACAUCACUGCUCGUGUUAUAGCAAUGUCCUUUCCGUCUUCCGGGCAGCAGUCUUUCUACAGGAAUCCUAUAAUGGAAGUUGUGAGGUUCUUGGAUACAAAGCAUCAAGGCCACUAUAAAGUCUACAACCUUUGCAGUGAACAGGGCUAUGACCCACUGUAUUUCCAUUACAGGGUGGAACGGCUGUUCAUCGAUGACCAUAAUGUUCCUACUCUAGAGGAGAUGCUCAAGUUUACUGCUAAUGUGAGGGAAUGGAUGAAUCGGGACCCCAAAAAUAUUAUAGCAAUACACUGCAAAGGAGGGAAGGGUAGGACUGGGACUAUGGUUUGCACCUGGCUUAUUGAUAGCAACCAGUUUGAGAGCGCACAGGAAAGCUUGGAUUACUUUGGCGAGAGGAGAACUGAUAAAAGCACCAGUUCCAAGUUUCAGGGUGUCGAAACACCAUCCCAGAGUAGAUAUGUGGGGUAUUAUGAAAUCUUGAAAAACAAGUACGACUUGAAGCUUCCGCCGGAGAGACCCCUCAGGAUCAAAAGCAUUAAGAUUGCUGCUAUCCACGGAGUUGGGAAAGGCAAUGGGUCGGAUCUGAAAGUACAGAUCCUGAUGAGGAAGAAAGAGGUCUUUCAGUGUGUUUGUGGAACCCUAGAGAAUUGCAAGGUGUUUUUCGAUGGAGAACAUGACUGCGUAGUAAUUGGCUUGGAAAACUAUCCUGUUGUUUGUAAUGAUGUGAAAGUCCGAUUUGAAUCUACUUCUUCUGAUCUUCCAAAAGGCUAUGACGACUGUGCUUUCUUCUUUUGGUUCCACACCUCUUUUAUAGAGAACAACAGACUUUACCUCUGUAGAAACGAACUGGAUAACCCACACAAGCCGAAGAUGUGGAAGAUUUUCAGGGAAAACUUUGCCGUGGAGUUGAAUUUCACUAAACCCGAGCCCUGAGUGAGAAAUAGACUGUUUAAGUGGAAUGACUUGUCCUGUUUCUCAUCCUGUUUCCCUCCGGAAUCAUGCGUCUUUGCUAUUGCUGUGAAGUCUGUAGAGAUGGGAGCACCUUGGAAAUGAAUGUUGAUAUAAUCUGCCUCAUUUGUUUUUUUGUUUAGCUUCUAUGAUGAUUAAAAUAAUUAAUUUGC